AUGCCUGUGCUGCCCGUGCCUGUGCUGCCUGUGCCUGUUGCUGCCUGUGCCUGGUGCUGCCCGUGCCUGUGCUGCCCGUGCCUGUGCUGCCCGUGCCUGUGCUGCCUGUGCCUGUUGCUGCCCGUGCCCGUGCUGCCCUGUGCUGCCUGUGCCUGUUGCUGCCUGUGCCUGUGCUGCCCGUGCCUGUGCUGCCCGUGCCUGUGCUGCCUGUGCCUGUUGCUGCCUGUGCCUGUGCUGCCCGUGCCUGUGCUGCCCGUGCCUGUGCUGCCCGUGCUUGUGCUGCCUCUGCCUGUUGCUGCCUGUGCCUGUGCUGCCCGUGCCUGUGCUGCCCGUGCCUGUGCUGCCCGUGCCUGUGCUGCCCUGUGCUGCCUGUGCCUGUUGCUGCCUAUGCCUGUGCUGCCCGUGCCUCUGCUGCCCGUGCCUGUGCUGCCCGUGCCUGUGCUGCUUGUGCCUGUUGCUGCCUGUGCCGGGAGCUGCCCGUGCCUGUGCUGCCCGUGCCUGUGCUGCCUGUGCCUGUUGCUGCCUGUGCCUGUGCUGCCCGUGCCUGUGCUGCCCGUGCCUGUGCUGCCCGUGCCUGUGCUGCCCGUGCCUGUUGCUGCCCGUGCCUGUGCUGCCCUGUGCUGCCUGUGCCUGUUGCUGCCUGUGCCUCUGCUGCCCGUGCCUGUGCUGCCCGUGCCUGUGCUGCCCGUGCUUGUGCUGCCUGUGCCUGUUGCUGCCCGUGCCUGUGCUGCCCUGUGCUGCCCGUGCCUGUGCUGCCUGUGCCUGUUGCUGCCCGUGCCUGUGCUGCCCUGUGCUGCAUGUGCCUGGUGCUGCUCGUGCCUCGCGCUCGCGCCCUCGUGCGCUCUGCUACUCUGUCGCUGA
This is a messenger RNA of Closterium sp. NIES-65, 861 nucleotides long. NCBI's taxonomy places the organism in Eukaryota, Viridiplantae, Streptophyta, Zygnematophyceae, Desmidiales, Closteriaceae. The record is from the annotation of a GenBank genome assembly.